Molecule: messenger RNA, 1789 nt
Organism: Lactuca saligna
Lineage: Eukaryota; Viridiplantae; Streptophyta; Magnoliopsida; Asterales; Asteraceae
Source: the annotation of a GenBank genome assembly
AUAUAAUAUCAUUUGUUUUUCUUUAAUUGUUAUGACCUUAGUGCAUUCUUAUAUGUAUUUUAGAGCUUAUAAUAUUUCUUUGCAUAUAAAGGCACAUAUGGGCACUAAAGGUGAAACAUGUGAUCCUUGGUUUUCUCUUGGAAAUCAAGGUAAAGAAUUUGAAAGAGGGUAUACACAACAUAUCAAAAUACCUUCUUCAAUGGCUAGAAAUCAAGAAACUGAAUACAAGAAAUCUCCUUGUGGUUAUAACAACAUAAUGGGAAAUCAACAAUUUCAAUCUGGAAGCUCUUCUUUGAUGAUGCCUUUGAGUAUGAUGACACCUCAAGAAAAGAUUGAAAAACUAAGGAGGCGUCAACAAAUGAGGGCAUUGUUGGCUAUAUGUAAACAACAACAAGAGUUUAGACAAAAUUCAAGUAUCACAAGUUGUUCAAAUGAAAGCCAAAUUGAUGAAAAUUUAAGCACUCUUGUGAUGAACACAAGUUCAUUGGAAGAUGCCAUUUUACAUCAACUAGAAAAUGUCGUUUCAACGUUAGGCAUUCAAAUAAGGCUUUGUAUAAGAGAUAGUUUGUUUCGAUUAGCUCAAAAUGCUUUACAAAGGAAAUAUGUAAUUAGCUCCAAUGAACAAGUACCUAAUGUUGUCACUCAAGAAAGAUUAGGUGAAACAAAGAGCUCAGCAAGAAAGACUGAUGGAGAGACAAAGACAAAUCCAAUAGACCGCAUUGUGGCUCAAUUGCUUUUUCAUAGGCCACCUGAGUUAUCUGGAGAACAUCUGCAAUCACAAGGCUGAGUAAAAUCCUUUCGGGUACGAUUAUCUUGAAUAGUGGAAGCCUACACCUCAUUGAUUAUUUAAGUAUUGUAGAAUUUUCCUACUAUUCUAAAAAAAAAAAAGUAUUGUAGAAUUCGACUUAUUUCAAAAAGGUGUAUUUGUAUUUGUAUUUGUUGUGGAGAGGCGAAGCCACUUUACUUAAACUAUGAAGUUGAUUUUUGUUACGCGUAUAUGUCUUUUACUCGAUGUGUAUAACAUAGAAACUACAUAAUAGUUUUUGUGAGUGUUAAAUAUUUGUUAGACACGAUCGAUUUGAUGAAAUAUAUGUAUUUUUACCUAGUUGAAACUUGUAAGGUUUAUAAUAGGUUUUCAUUGAGGUCACUCAAAAAAUAAAGAGUUGAAAGUUUUUUUUAGGUCAUCUGGUAUACUUAUCACUGCCACAAAUGUGGUGGGGAUGUGGGGGGUCAUGUAGGAAUGUAAAAUAGUCCGGACUGGAUCUGAAAAAAACUUGAAAAUGAAUAAGCCGUGGACUAAGAAUUUAGAACCGGACUGAAUAUCACUAACUGGUUCUUGUUUAGUUUUUCAGUUAACAAGCUCAUCCCUAAUGUUAUGUCACUACUAUCUUAUAAUAACACAAACACCACAUGAGCUAGGUAUAAUUACUACUACAUUUUUUUCAAUAUAAAAAAAUUAAAUAAUGAAAUUGAAAAAACAAAUUUAAAAAUAUGAAGAAAUAGAGAUGUCUAAAAGGAAAAGUCAUCAAAUGCUUUUCAUUGGGUGUGGUCAGUUGUGAUGAGGACAACGAUGGACCACAUCACAACCACUACAAUGAACACGGGACGGUGUGUAUGAUAGUGGUGGGCUGUCAUAAUGACAACGAAGGUCUUUCGUGAAAGAUGUCGGAUAGUAUUAAUGCAAUUAUGUUUUCCGUUUUACAUGAUUUAUGGAACAAAACUGGUUUUCUACAUGAAAUAUGCAACUACCUUUUGUUUUAGAAUCAAAAUAUGCAACACUGGAACUGGC